Pyrenophora tritici-repentis Pt-1C-BFP is the source of this 558-nucleotide messenger RNA. Its product is annotated as GRP domain containing protein. The record is from RefSeq and is a predicted model, not a curated record. Lineage: Eukaryota; Fungi; Ascomycota; Dothideomycetes; Pleosporales; Pleosporaceae.
AUGGGCAGCAGUAACUGGAAUCCGUUUUCCACCGGCUCGCCUGGUCGCCGCUCUACGUCCUCGUACCGUCCCGGCUACGCAUCCUCGUCGUACUCGUCGUCGUCGCGCCACCAUAGCUCCACAUCACGGUAUAAGCGGUCGCCACGCGACUCGUACAUGCAGCACCUGUACAAGAAGUUGCAGCAUUUCCUACGCGAGAUCUGGCGCUAUGCCCAAAGACACCCGUACAAGGUCUUCUUCAUGGUCAUUAUGCCCUUGGUCUCGGGUGGUGUCUUGCACAAGCUUGCCAGGCAGUUUGGCGUCAAUUUACCCCAAACUGGUGGUGGUGGCCACCAGACCGCGAGGGGCGGAUACUCUGGCUCCUCGCAUAACAAUGGUGGUGGCUACUAUGGAAGCCAGGGCUAUGGCAGAGAGACCACCACAACCAGGACGUCUGCUACUGCAAAUGGAGGAGGUGGCGGCAUGAUGAGUGGUCUGGCGAAUAUCGACAUGCAGAGCGUGGCGGGUGGCAUUGGCGGACUGGCUAGUUUGGCGAGUAUGGCGUCGAGAUUCAUGUGA